Messenger RNA from Tinamus guttatus (white-throated tinamou), 2317 nucleotides. Its product is annotated as zinc finger and BTB domain-containing protein 5-like. Gene Ontology annotation, molecular function: RNA polymerase II cis-regulatory region sequence-specific DNA binding; protein binding; DNA-binding transcription factor activity, RNA polymerase II-specific. NCBI's taxonomy places the organism in Eukaryota, Metazoa, Chordata, Aves, Tinamiformes, Tinamidae. The record is from RefSeq and is a predicted model, not a curated record. Gene Ontology annotation, biological process: regulation of transcription by RNA polymerase II.
UCUGGCACCUCUCUUAGCAGGAUAUAAAGAGAAGCAAUUAGGAGCCUGCAGGUGAGGACCAUGGAUUUUCCAGGACACUUUGAGCAAAUCUUUCAGCAGCUAAACUACCAGAGGCUUCAUGACCAACUUUGUGACUGUGUCAUUGUGGUGGGAAACAGGCAUUUCAAAGCCCAUCGCUCUGUUUUAUCAGCAUGUAGCACACAUUUCCGAGCUCUCUUUACCGUAGCAGAGGGUGAUCAAACUAUGAGUAUGAUUCAGCUGGACAGCGAUGUGGUGACAGCAGAAGCUUUUGCUGCUCUGAUUGAUAUGAUGUAUACCUCUACACUAAUGCUUGGGGAGAGCAAUGUUAUGGAUGUCCUGCUGGCUGCUUCUCACCUACAUUUGAACUCUGUUGUUAAAGCAUGUAAACACUACCUUACUACCAGGACACUGCCAAUGUCUCCACCUAGUGAUAGAGUUCAAGAGCAAAAUGCACGUGUGCAAAGAUCUUUCAUGCUUCAGCAGCUUGGAUUAAGCAUUGUGAACUCUGAGUUAAAUUCCACUCAGAGCACAGAGGAACAACCAAAUACCAUGAACGCAUUGAUAAGAAGUAACAUAGAGCAACGCACUAUUUUUCCUAUCCGGCAUCUCCACAAGUGUAAGCAGUCUUCUGAUGAUCGUGCCAGACAGCGAAUCAGACCUACAGUAGAUGAGUCCAUUUCAGAUGUUACUCUAGAGAGUGGGCAGUCAGUAAUUCACUCACGAGAAGAUUUUUUUUCACCAAAUUCACUAAAGAUUGUGGACAAUUCUAAGGCUGAUGCUGUUACUGAUAAACAGGAGAAUAAUACUAUUAUGUUUGAUCAAUCUUUCAGUGCUCAGGAAGAUGCUCAAGUGCCCAGCCAGUCAAAUAGCGGAGGAAGCAUUUCACAGAUAUCCAUCACAUCCCAGGUAAUACAAGUGGAAAACAGUUUUGAUCAAAACACUACUUCUGAGAAAAACAGCUUCUCAUGUGAAAAUACAGCAGUCAGUCUAAAUGAAAAAGAGCAUGUAGGGGUGGUGGUUAAAUCUGAGCCUUUGAGUUCCCCAGAGCCUCGAGAUGAAGCGAGUGAUGUCACUUCUCAAGCAGAAGGCAGUGAGUCUAUUGAAGUGGAAGGAGGAGUAGUGAACACAGAGAAGAUAGAACUGAGUCCUGAAAGCAGUGAUCGCAGCUUUUCUGACCCACAGUCUAGUACUGAUAGGGUAGGAGAUAUCCAUAUUAUGGAGGUGUCAAAUAACCUAGACCACAAGUCCACUUUCAGUAUCUCAAAUUUCCUGAAUAAAAGCAGAGGUGGCAACUUUGGUGCUAGUCAAAAUAGUAAUGACAACAUUCCAAAUACAACAAGCGACUGCAGAAUCGAUGGUGAUGCCUCUUACCUAAUGAGUUCAGAGUCUGGGGCUGCUAAUGGUCAUCCCUCUGCUACAGUUUCUCAUGUAGAGAAUCAAUUCAGUGAGCCUGCAGACUCUCAUUUUGUUAGACCAAUGCAGGAUGUAAUGAGUCUUUCUUGUGUACAGACUUCUGGGUACCGAGCUGGAGAACAAUUUGGUAUGGAUUUUCCAAGGUCAGGCUUGGGCUUGCACUCUUUGUCAAGGACAGUUAUGGGUUCUGUAAGAGGUGGCGCUAGUAGCUUUUCUGGAUAUCGUCGCAUAGCCCCCAAAAUGCCUGUUGUGACCUCUGUCAGGAGCUCCCAGCUGCAAGAUAACUCGUUCAAUUCCCAUCUGUUAAUGAAUGGGGCCACUUCUUUUGAAAAUGGAAAUCCUUCACAACCAGGUCCACCACAGUUGACAAGGGCAUCUGCAGAUGUUCUUUCAAAAUGUAAGAAGGCCUUAUCUGAGCACAAUGUCUUGGUUGUAGAAGGUGCUCGCAAAUAUGCCUGUAAGAUCUGCUGCAAGACUUUUUUGACUCUAACAGACUGUAAGAAGCACAUCCGUGUGCACACAGAAAAAAAGCCUAGUCAGUCCAGCCAUCUAUACAAACAUUCCAAAACAACCUGUCUGAGGUGGCAGACCAGCAAUCUACCCAGCACUUUGCUUUAAUCUCCCCUGUGUCCUAGCCCCUAUGAGAAUGCCAAUAUAAGCUUUUAAGAGUCUGGAGUAUUUCAGGAAUAUUAAUGCUAUUUUAUUCAAGGCUGAAGGUUAAGGAGCUGCUGUUGUAGAUUAGUAAAUACUUGCGUGUGAUUGUGCUACAUACAAAACAAAGUCUUGGUUCUGUAAAUUUGGGAUAAUACCAUAAUUGCCUCACAGGAGUGUUGUGAGGCUUAAACAACUGUUAGUGAACCACUUUAAGAACCUCAGAAGGAGG